AUGACAAUCGUUGUGCAGCUGGUCAUUGCAUCGACGGGGUUUCGAGUUUCUUUGGUGGUGAAGCAAGCCAAAUCGCCGUCUCUGCUCGCAAGUUCGUCGUUAGCUUCCUCUUCACAAGGAAACGUUGUUACCACAACGAAAAUUUUUGUGUCGGACGUCGUGUUGGGCGUCCAAAGCCGUGGGUCAUCUCCACAAGGUGUGAGUGGCACUGAAGGAAGUAAACAGUCUUACGUUGAGGUGUUUGACUACGCGACCCUGAGGCCUCUUCUCGCCAAUGAAGCAGUAACGGAUGGACAAAAAUUACUACUCUUCACGCCACCUGUUUUGUCAGACACCCUAAUGGAACAUUUGGCGUCUCUCGGUCCUCCGACACAUGAUACUCCAUGCAUGAGCACAACGGAGGAAGAACGCUGGCAGAACCUGCGACAGGCGAUUUUAGCGCUACGCACACCUCUCAAGCUCCACCAGGAUGUCAUGGAGCGAGAAUUGGAAGUGUGCAACAAACAGUUUGAAACUACAAAGGCGGAGUUUGCAAUGGCAGAGAAAGGUAUUUACGAGGCGAUGGAGAACAUAAAGAAUGUAAAGAUUUUCUAUAGUCUGGAGACGCCUGCAACUGAGUUUGUAGAUGCAAAGUACAUGGAAGCCGUGAUUCAGCAAGGUGGAGUGAAGCUGCAAGAGGCAGAGGAGUGUCUCACGAACGCGCGGAAUAUGGCUCCAGGGAUCAUUGAGGCAAUCAGGAGUGAGGCCCAAGUCGCCGAGGGCCUUGAAGGGACUUCGGCGUGGAAAACAUUUUCUGCGUCUACCACUGAGGGGUCUAAUGAGACUGCUGUUUCUGUGUUGAUGAAAGAAGUGGAACGCAAGGUUCAGGUGGUGCGUCUGUUAGUAAGCAAGAUAACACUGGCAACAAAACGACUGCAAAAGUGUCGUCACUACUGCCAAGCCGUUGUUUAUCAUGUGGUACAACAACACAAGAAAUUAUGCCGUCUUCCAGAAGGUUUGGAAGCCGCUCAGGGUGUUGUGAAGCGCCGCAUCAUACUGCGGCGCGCCAUUCGUCGUCUAUUGGUUCCUUUGGAGGCGUUGCAUUCUGAGACGGAGGAAAUAAUCCACCAAUUUGCAGAGAAGUGGAGCCAAUGGCUGCCGGAUGGACUAUUCAGGGCGGUGUCAUCGCCGCUGCCACCACUAUAUCCCCUGGACGACGCCCUCGCGCAGGGGGAGGACCAUUUGUUCGUUGACAUCGAGGAUGAUGAAACCGAAGGACUUCUUGCCACCAUUGGAUCAGUGUCCUCCGCGGAAGUAGCGAACAUACGUGCCAUGGAGAGGGAAAUGGAAAAGAACAUGGAACUGGUGAAGGCAUUGCAGGAGGAGAAUGCGAAACUUAAGGAUGCUUUGAGGCAACAGCAGGCGGCACUCUAG
Trypanosoma grayi is the source of this 1413-nucleotide messenger RNA. RefSeq lists its product as hypothetical. The record is from RefSeq and is a predicted model, not a curated record. The transcript has a single exon. The coding region runs from base 1 to 1413 and encodes 470 amino acids. Lineage: Eukaryota; Euglenozoa; Kinetoplastea; Trypanosomatida; Trypanosomatidae.